CCCGAUUCCACAAAGCGGAGCAGUACGCCCGUUGGUCUGUGCAAGCGGGCAGUACUCCAGCACGUGAGUGUGGGUGUACUACGCAGACUAUCGCCGGAAGGUUGCGCGUCGCUAUGAGAUGAAGCAAAGAUUCCUAUUCAUACAAACUCCUGAUCAAUAGAACGCCAGGGAGCUGCUUAACUUUUGUGAAUCGAUUUAGAUCUGCUCUAGUUUCUUCAUAUAGAAGCCACUCUUUUAUUGAUUAUUCGGCUUUAGUUACUGCUGCGGUCAGCGUCAGGAAUACAACAAACGAUAUAGUAUUACGGAUCGGAGGCACACGACGAUCAUGAUUUCAUCACUCGUCUAAGAUGUUAUUGGUGGUGAAACUGACGCUGCCUGGACGCACUGCCGAUUACAGGGACAAGGAUGAAGUAACGAUGCAAAUGGAAGAAGAAAUUGCCUUCUUGGAGCAGUUGCAUGUGGGGCAACUACAGCCACCUCAACGCCAACACUUGAGAGGUGCCUCCACUGCUACUGAUCCAUCGGUAAGUGAGCACGCGUCCCUGCCUCCGGGACGCACCACGGCCCGCACAAUAUACGACCGCUUGAUGGAAGAUAGCGUCGCAAAAGCGGCCAUGUCAUUAAGGCCAAGAAGACGGGGUUUGCUUCGCGUACAGCUCGUCUAGUACGUCGUAGUGUCGGAAGUGGUACACCACUACCACAGAUAGCUACUAGCAAUAUGAAUUCUUGUGAACAAGAUGAUUUGUCGCGUCGUCACUGACCAACAUCCUGUAUGAAAAUGAUGCUGUCCUCACCCUUGGCAUGCAUUGCAUGUUGUUGUUGUGAAAUACGAGACUGACACAGCUUGCGUUUUUAGCGUAGCCGUUUUACUUCUUCUACUUCUAGUACUUAUUGAUUCGUAUAAUUAUUUUAUCACCAAGUUCUGUUUCUGAGUCUCUAAUCGUGGUUGUAGACGAAAAAUUGACCAAAGAAGAGGAACAGAAUCCAUCCCCGGCCAUUCUACAUCAGUUACGCUUGAGUGCGCUUCGAUUGCAACGGCAACGCUGGGCUGCCAUCUCUCCCAAUCUGUUGCCUGGCGAGCAUCCGUUGCUUCCCGAGGAGAUAAUCACGUUGAAUUUCGUCAACGGAGCUUCGUUGCUAUCCGGUCCCUAUGGCGUGCGCGUGUCAGGACUAGAAUAAAGGUAUUGUAUGCGGGAGACCGGUACUACCGAUACAAAUGCAAUACCUGGCUUUUGUAAGGUAGGCCCAAGAAGGCUGAUGAUGGGGAGCCGAACAAUAAGGCGGAAUUCAUUAUCGGGGUACUUUUGCUUCUCUCAUCAGCAUCAACUUUAACAUCACAGCACAACCUCAUACCUAUUGACAUUAAUAUUAGAGCGAACGGCAUAUUGGUAAUUGUAUCUCCCCGUACACAGUACAUUCGCGUCGCAUAAAAAUUUGAAAGCCACGAAAAAGCUUCUCCUAGGAACCUUGGCCUCAGCCACUCACGAUUGUCUUCUAAUUUCUCAGCGAAAGGGUAAUUAGGCAGCCACCGCGACAGUCGAUUCAGAAACGUGAUUUCGUAAAGCAACCUGAUGGAACCCUUCGAGAGUCUUCAGGAGGACUGGGCAGCUGGCUCCGGAUGUCAGCCAGCGACGGUGACGCCCUGCGGAAGGCGAAAACCGCGGAUAUCAGCGUCGAGUUGAUUACGGAUACUGGAGCAUCAAGGUUGGCAAAAAUUGUACGAAGCGUUUUGAUAUCGAUAAAGAUUCUGGAAAAUUGUGAUACUAGAAAAGUAAGUUAUAAGUUAUGAUUUCUGUUAUUGUUCUUCGACGUUGGAUGAUGAAUUAUUAUGAUCAUUUUUCUUUAGAAGUGUCGCACCACUGAUUUUUCGAGGUCUUUGAUCUCGUCGCUCCUCGAGGUAAUUUUUCUUUUGAAUUUGUAUCAUCUAAGAGCGGUUAUCCGAAAGGAGAGUGGGUCUUGCAGAAAACGCUUGAGUCGCCGGCCCGAGUGUACAACACUCCUUAUGAAUUAAAUAGAUUGGGAUUGCUGGUUUCUUGACCGUCACAAAAAUAGUACCUAUGACUGUCUGAACCUGAAGGCCCCAGUUUUUCCAGUUCUACUUCUGGCUGCAACAGCAUCAUCUUCUGGAAAAGUGAAUAUCUGCAACUCUCGUCUAUCUCUAACAAUCAGCACCGUCACGGCUUCCGGCGUUCCUUUCGUCCGCUUCAAGAGGUUCUUUGCCACGCGCACUGGUACAAGAAGCGAAGAUCGACCAGUUCAGAAUACGGCAUGUGGGUGGCUCCCAUCUUAGCAACCAUGCGUGGCAGAAACACACAGAGCUAGUCUUACGGCAUGUGCUCCUGGCAAUAUCAAAAUAUUUCAAUUAAAUUUAUAAUGCGAACAUAAAGGAGGUGCAGGCCGUCAUUUUUGUUCUAGGUUCCUGUUUUUCUCAUUCUAAUCUUUGUGCAUGAUACAAGCCUUUUGGAGGUAGCUUAUGUACUUGUCUACGAGGCGGAAUACGAUUUUCCAUUGGAAGCGCUCACCUUGUAUCCGACGCAGUCCGCAGCUUACUCACCUGGUGCUACAGCUGAGGCCCCCCUUAUGAAUUCGCUCAACGAAGUCGACCGCGAAGUGGCACUAAACCUAAACAUCGUCAGAAAUGGAUGAAGCAUCCUGGAACCUAUAUUUUGUGUCUAUUUCCUGGAGGUGAAAUACAAAAAAAGCUUCACGACAUAUAUUUAUAUCUGGCGCUUGGUGUUAACAAUGUGUGUUUAAUUGUUACUUAGGAGAGAAGACGAUCUAAUGGACGCGAUAAUGAGGACCCGUUUGGUGUUGCGCUUGCGGACCCGCAAACGUGUGCAGCAUCUUCCGAAGCUGCGUUCGCGUUUGCGAGAAACAUUCGACACAGUCCUCCAUCGACACCAGAAGAGCGAAUCUACAGUAUCAACGCAGAUGAGCACCUCCAGGUUAUUCACAACGGGGACGAGGAUCUUGAAGGAGAAGGACUUGAAGUGGAGCACGCCUCGCGAUCCGGAUUUCGGCAACGAAUUGGCGGCUUCUUCUCGACACCGUUCACCUCGGCUCAGGCGUUUCUAGAGAAGAGCGUAUGCUUCGUGACGCCAGGUCCGAAUUACGCAUUUGAAGCGGACGUCCCUGUUUGCUGUUGCUGCGAUUAUCGACCAGCGGCACCAAGAAGAACAGUCGUGUGGACGGACGCGCAGUGGCACGUCGUUACUGAAGACGAGGCACCUCCAGAAGACAAUUGUGACGGCUGUUCCUGUUUUGGUCCCGAAGAUCACCCGUGUGCGUGGUGUACGUGUCCGCGCAUCGUGACAGGAUGCUGCUUAUGCUACGUAAGGCGGCCUAUAGCGCGCAGCGUUCGGUGUUGUAUGUCCUGUCUAGCCUGCACUACCUCAUGCGCAGAUUGGCGCGCGUGCAUGCGUAAAGAAUGCGAGAGCAACACACAAGCUUGCCGACAGCUGUCGUCUUCCUUGUUGGGUCGAGGGUCAAGGGCAAGCCGUGGGCCUCCAAAUCCUGUGACUAGUUGUUGCAGUGUAGUAAAUCCCUCAUUUUCCGAUUCGGUAUCUUCAGAUGCAGAUAGCUGCUCGUACGACCGACUAAGAACCUGCAGCCACCAGGGGUCCGAGGUUGAACAUCAACAUUCAUUGUUCGGCACUCCUCGAUCUCAGCGUGCAGAAGCAACAGGGUCUUCUCCACCUAGCACAUUGACACGCGGAAGAAGAUCCCGAAAUAGAGCCGCAAGAUUUCAUCGUGCAUCGUGUUGGGUUGGUUGCGGUGUUUGGCAACCGACUUGCUGUUGCGUCCAUACGUUCUGUUAUUGCUGUUCUCCCGAUUUCAUUCUUGAUAUUAACGCCGACAUAAUGACUAUCGGGUCGCGUGUCGCGAUCGUGCCAGUCUUAAGGCUUUGAUACGUUUACAUCCAUCUUCAGAACAAGCAUCCUGAGAACGCUUCGAAUGAGGAAAACGUUACAGGAAGAUGCACUAUUUCCGGAAGAUAGGAUUCCAGUUAGGGAAGGUCUAAAAGUAGCAGCACAGCCGUAUUUACUCCGAUUUUUGAACCAGCUGGAGGCGGUACCCAAUGGGCCACUGAAGAAACAAGAUACCGAUGCGCUUCUGCGAGAGCGCAGGCGAGUGAAACAAGAACAGAUGGAGAAAGCUAAAGAGGCAGCAGCUGCGAAUGCUGGAGAGUCGAAUAUGGCACAGAAGAUCUUAGUGGAUCCAGUCCUGUCAUUAACUCGCAACUUUGAGCGUCUGGAUAUCUCGGCUUGCUAUCUGCGACGCUAUCCGCAUGAAAAGCCUUUACUGGACAAAGAUUAAGGAUACCAGAUGUAUCUCAGUUUACACCCCUAUUUAUUUCUCCUCGGUGAGGCAAUAAUAAUAUAUCCCGAGCAGGAGCUGCUUUCUGUAGAAGCAAAAUGGUUUUAUCAACAUAAUUUGGAGGCAAAUUAUUGAUAUCAGGCAUAGGGAUGAUGUUGAUAUUGAUGAACAAGCAGGUGUAAGAAUAUUGAGAGUAUUCGUCCCCUGCUGGAGCUCGUGUGCCAAUUCUCUCGUCAUCGUUACAUGAUUGAUGGAAAACUAUCGCUAAACUACAGAAAGUGGAGUACUUAAUUUUUGUGCGACGUCAGUUCUGCAAGGAACACCCGAGGGUUAUCGCAGACGUCGCCUUUCUGGGAAAGAAGAGGGAGGUCAUCCUGAUGCUGGCCGUUUGCUGCUGGAGAAGAACAAUCGACUGAGCAGCCAAAGGUCGACCCCUGCUGCCGGAGGUUCUUCUAUUUUCAAUACGAAAGAAUCGACCGCGCCUGCACCACGACCGGACGAAGAUGGCCAUUAUCAGGGAAUUAAAUCCGAAGCUCCACAAGAACAAGUUGUCCUCAAUUUUUAAGGCUGCGUACCUUAUUUUCAACAUUUUUUUUUACAUAAUUAAAUGAUUAAUGGCAUGUGUGUGAGGUACGUACUUAUUCUUUUAUCCGCAUUGUAGUUUCAGUUGCAUAUGUAAUUCUGCGCUGCGUCAUGAAAAGGGAAUUCGAAAAGAUGAUCAAGGAAAGCCAUGCAUUUGCAUAAUGUUGCUAGAUGUGAAAAAAGCACUCGCACCGCUAACUGAAGAAAAAUAUAGACAAUGAUAGCUCGACGGCCAAAGAGCACCCAGAGGUUGGCGCUACCGAGUACGCCGAGCAUAUGUCCAUCUGGACUCCAUCCUGCAAAGUGACUAACUGCCACCCCGACUCACCCGCAUUUAUACUUAGGAGCACUACUACUUCUACUUUCAGUUUCAUUGCUCAGCCAACGUCACGUUGUGUAGAGUAUUGUGAGGUUGUUCUUGUGUGAGAUAAAGAUAAUUGUGCGGCCAGCGCAAGCGUGAGGGGUAAUAUGAUUUAUGUAAGCUCACUUGUUGACGUGGCGUUGCCUUUCGUCAGCCCCUGACGUAAACAGGUUUGAAAAUGAAUAUAGUGAAAUAUAACCUCCAAAAGAUUAACAUAGACAAGCACUCACUGAGCGCAGCACUCGAACCAGGCUCAGAAUGGCGAUAGUGAGAGACUCAGCGAUAUGGAUAAACGAUCUACUUCUAACACACGAAGCGAGAGCGCAUCUACUCCGUGCAUGUGCUGCUUUACGUCUUGCACUCAAAUGCUAGCCCAAUGCCUCAUGUGUCUGAGGGCAGGCGAAGCCUCUGCCUACACUCUUGGCUUAGAAACACGAUGGGUCCCCGCUAAGCUUGAACAACCAGGACCGGGAGUUUGGCUCGAGGAUGUUGCCUGAACAGAUAGCGGAACCUAGAACGGCGGUGUGCGCUAGUGGUCGUGAUUUGAAGAAGGAGAGGAGUUAUCUAGUAGGUGUGGCGCGGUGAUUUUUUGGCGUGCUAUGACUAUGUACACUUGUUGCUUUUGUUGUAUGCUCAUAUCUGAAUUUGAAAAAUGUCGCACGACAUCGAAAUGAUCUUGUUCUUAUAAUCGCACAUGACGAUGACCGUUACGUAACAUUAUCAAAAUGCUCUUGGCCUUUUAGACUUGAAGUUGAACUAAGGCUAAGCACUUGCAGCACAUAUCUUCGAGGAUUGAUGCAUGAUUCAGAUUCGGAGGCCCGCUUUAAAGGCGGACCUGACAUUUCUGACAAAAAUAAGCGUUGCAAAAGGCGCUGAGUUCAUGCAGCUGCAGGUUGUUGGUAGUUCCUAGCGAAAGCCUCUUUCUGUAACAUCCACGAUCCUAGUUCUGCCCAUUUUCUAAUAGCUUGUAGCCGCACACGAAAAUGAUUGUCCCGCUGUGAAAAAUGUUACUUCUGCCUCUUGCUUGAGAAUGUGAUGACAUCUACUGAAAUCUAUAACGAGACUGCUUCAUAGAUUCAUCUCUGACGUAGAUAGAUGUACUGGGCGAGUGAGCCGUUCUUCAAUUCAAUGGUCUCGUACCAUGACACGGGUGCUUAAAAAUUGAAUGAUUCGUAUUCAGUGUUCUACAUACUCACUACGCAGUUUGUUUCUUGUAUGUCGUGUAUCCUCCGUCCGCGUCUGUGUGUCUGUGUCUCGUCCUUGUCUUAUUAUAACGAAACCACGACAAGAAGUUUUAGAGGAUAUUUACCCACAUAGAACGGCACUGCCUCUGGGUCCUCCGUUACUAGUCGCACUCGUUUCCACCUACAGCCCUAGGCAUUUCCCGGAAGUAGAGAUUGGCGAGUUGAGACGAUCAUGGCGAUCGCCUUGCAAUUUUUUAGAUGACUGAACAACAGCCAUGAUUUCCAUAUCCAACCUACAUACAAGAAAUGCAAAACUACGGAAUGGAUUCGUCUCAUCCCUUGUCGCUGCACAUGGUAGAUGAGCAUCUUCGUAAUACCUGUCUACACAGCUGCGUCCACGGUA
Molecule: messenger RNA, 6847 nt
Organism: Amoebophrya sp. A25
Lineage: Eukaryota; Dinophyceae; Syndiniales; Amoebophryaceae
Source: the annotation of a GenBank genome assembly